AUGACUGAAAUAGACCAAGCUCCACAUAAUGAUGUUUGGAUUGAGCGAAGGCUAGAACUCGAAGAGAGAGCCAUAACGCAUGAGAGAAGUCGUGUGUCGAACGCUAUGAACUCCGAGCUGAUUGCCGCCAAGCAAAGACUCCUUUCUGAAGCGUGGGCAAGGAUGCAGGAACUCGUUUCUAGCGAUAAGGCAAACGAAAACAUGUAUAGACAGAUCUGCCCACAAAUUUUCGGUCCACUAUCUCAAAAAUUUCCGAAAAAACGAUCGGCAAAGAAACCUACAAUUCCUAAAAUCGGUAUUAACGCUACAAAACUACUUCUCGGCGAGGCUUCGAUCAUCAAUGACAUGUGUGGAAUACCUCCUCCUCAACAAAAUAAUUUCGUUCUUACUGACGGAACUAAACUGAUGAUAACUGCUACAGGACAAAAGUGGGUUGUCAAAAUACAGCAUGUGCGCGAUGAUAUCUUUACUUUGACGUACUGUGAUGGGUCAUCAUCUCAAUUGUUACAGUCAGAUAUACCUGCACUAGGUCUCAAAUUUACGGAUGUACCAACAUAUCAGUAA
Messenger RNA from Trichomonas vaginalis G3, 564 nucleotides. RefSeq lists its product as uncharacterized. The record is from RefSeq and is a predicted model, not a curated record. Lineage: Eukaryota; Parabasalia; Trichomonadida; Trichomonadidae. The coding region runs from base 1 to 564 and encodes 187 amino acids. The transcript has a single exon.